Messenger RNA from Rhizoctonia solani, 798 nucleotides. RefSeq names its product mitochondrial import inner membrane translocase subunit TIM44. Gene Ontology annotation, cellular component: mitochondrion. Bases 1 to 798 code for a protein of 265 amino acids. The record is from RefSeq and is a predicted model, not a curated record. Lineage: Eukaryota; Fungi; Basidiomycota; Agaricomycetes; Cantharellales; Ceratobasidiaceae. The transcript is spliced from 4 exons.
AUGAUUUCUCUUCGGUUGACACGGCUGGGACUUAGGACUGGCGCUGGUGUGGGGACGAGAAGAGGUGUUGCGACGGCUGCUGAGACACAGAAGAAGAAGGAUGAAGAUGCGAAACAGUUGGCUUCUCUUGAGAAGAUGGCAUCGUCGGACUUGCCCAAGGAUUUCGAUAUAAAGGCUCAGCAGCUGAUGAUCCUCGACUUGAGACUUCCCACCCCACUAUCAAAAUCUGCGCCUGGACUCCAAGGAAAGGUCGAUUGGGCAAAAGAAACGGUGCAGGAUAAAUUAAAGAGUAUCUGGAGCUUUCGAAAAGCAUACAAAGUCGGCCUCAUUCCUAAACCAUCCAUCCUCGAACGUCUCACCGCAUCUUCGAAACACCUAUCCUCCCACGCCCUCGCGGCAUACAAAUCCAUGAACUCUUCCUUUGCUCGAGGCGAUAUUAAAACCCUCUCGCGUGUAUGCAGUGAAGAACAGCUCAAGAAGUUAAGAGAGCGGAUAAAGGCGCGGCCCAAGGAUCAAAUGGUCGUUUGGAACAGUGAAGAGGGGGAUAGAGGAGAGGUCAAGAUGUUGAGCUUUAGGACUGUGGAUGCGUGGAACAGUAAAAAGCCAGAAGAUCAUUGUGCGCAGGUGUUGGUGAGAUUUGAUACAAAACAGGCUGUUGCGGUAUAUGGACCCAAAGGAAAGCUCUUAUCCGGGGAUCCAAAGAAAUAUGUUCCGGUUCGAGAAUAUAUCGUGAUGGAGAAGAAAAUGUGGGAUGAUAAUGACUGGACAUUACGGAAGUCUGUUGACCCUCCCAAAUGA